This is a messenger RNA of Anolis carolinensis (green anole), 1454 nucleotides long. It is a transcript of the gene stbd1, whose product is annotated as starch binding domain 1. The record is from RefSeq and is a predicted model, not a curated record. Gene Ontology annotation, cellular component: membrane. Lineage: Eukaryota; Metazoa; Chordata; Lepidosauria; Squamata; Anolidae. The transcript is spliced from 2 exons. The coding region runs from base 67 to 1035 and encodes 322 amino acids. Gene Ontology annotation, molecular function: starch binding.
GGCCCCUCCCCGCCCCUCGCUCGCCCACUCGCCCGCUCGCCCACUCACCCGAGGCCAGAGCCGGCCAUGGCCCUGGGAGGAGGAGGAGGAGGAGGAGGAGGAGAGGCAGCGGGAGGCGAGGGCGCCCCGGCCUCCGACGGCGACUCGGGCUCGUCCCUGGCGGGCUUCUGGCCGGCCUGGGUGGUAGCCUUGGUGGCGGCCCUGCUGGCCUGGCUCUGGUACGGCCGCGGGGCCCAGAAGGAGAAGAAGGACAAGGGCGAGAAGGAAGCCCAAGCCACGGGCGGAGGAGCUCCUCUGUGUGGAAAGGCCCCGCAGGAAGAACCAAAUCAGAGAAACUAUGAAACAAAGCAAACAGAUGUUUCCAGUCUGCAAGACCUAGUGGAAAACCAGUUUUCUUCUUCGGAUCAUUGUGCCCUUAAUGUCCCUAACAACUCUCCUGAAACAGAGCCAUUGGUCAAGGAGUCCACAAUCCCCUUAAUGAACUACAAGGAAUAUUUGAGAGCUACAACACCAUCUGAACCAGCGCUAAACCAAGAGUCUGAAAAGCAUGGUGGAGGCCCCUCUAGCGAAAAGUGCGAGGAGAAGUGCAAGGAGAAGCUGCAGCACUCUGUUGACGAGGAAUGGGAAAUUGUCCCUGAGCACUCAGGAUGCGACAGUACUACAAGGAAGAGCAGUGUGGACGACGCUAGCAGCAAGGACACGGAUCCCAGCAAGAGGGUUGCCGCAGUGUCUCCAAUGCCUCAGACUGUCCAUGUGACUUUCCGCGUCCAUUAUGUCACUCACUCGGAAACUCAGUUGCUUGCCAUCACAGGUGACCACGAAUGUCUAGGCCAGUGGCAGCAUUAUGUCCCCCUCAGGUGUGACAAGGAUUGGUUUUGGUCAGACUCUGUUGUCGUACCUGUUGAUACCCGAAUUGAGUGGAAGUUCAUAGUAGUGGAGAAUGGGAAAGUGAGAAGGUGGGAAGAAUGUGACAAUCGAACCCUUACAACUGAACAUGUGGAUCGAGUGGCCCAUCUGUGGUGGGGAUAUCAUUGAAUGAGAGCUCUGGCCAAGCAGAGAUUCUGGUUCUAUUCCAUUUCUUCAUAGGAGUUCACGCACACGCCCUUUUGCUUACUUUAGCACCUCUGCUGCAUGUUUUGCCAGCAUUGCCUUAGAUUUAAGCCUCUCUCCUUCUAGUGCAGGCUUUAAGAUAUGAGGAUACUCUUCAAAUAAAUCAGACCAAAGCCUUCCUAGUGGAAGAGAAAUCCUUAGGGCUUUCUAGUGGGUAGUCUUUUAACACAUUUUCAUCACUGAAAGCUUUAAACUUUUGAUUGUAUUGUGGGAAGAGACAAGCUCAGGGACAGUGGACAAAAGAACGGGCGAAGUGUAAUUAAAUUACACUAUAACUAUCUGUUAUAAUGUUCUUAACUUAUUGUGAUUCCACAAGAAAGCAAUAAAGAUGAUUUUUAGACUGG